AGUUUACUUGGUAAGUUAAAAAAAAUUCUAAAGGAUCCUGCUAGCAUCAAUUGCUUCAAUAAAAAAUAAAAGCAUUCUUACUUUUUUUUGAUCGAUUAUUUGUUGUAUCCAAUGAGCUUUAACUAUAAGCAAGCAAUAGUCCUAGGUGCAUUCUUUUUGGUUCAUAUUGCUGUUGUUAGAUGUGCACUCAAUAUGAAUUAAUCUUCUUUCCUUCUGAUAGCUUGAAUGCGACUGAUUUUCUAGUAAGACUGAAAGGGCAAAGACUUAUUUUUGUGGGUGACUCGUUAAAUCGGAAUAUGUGGCAGUCCCUGGUGUGUAUACUCCGCCAUAGCGUAGAAAAUAAAGACAGAGUCUAUGAAGCUGCUAGAAGACGUAAGUUUAAACUGACAGGGUACUACUCUAUCAUAUUUGAGGAUUACAAGUGCUCCAUAGAGUAUGUAAGAUCGACAUAUCUGGUAAGAGGAUUGCAUGAUGAUGAGAGACUCAGAUUGGACUUAAUGGACGAAACAACCAAAGCAUAUCGAGAAGCUGAUAUAGUAGUUUUUAAUACAGGUCAUUGGUGGACUCAUGAGAAACCUUCAAAAGGAGUUGACUACUACCAAGAAGGUGAUAACGUGUAUCCGCUUCUCAAAGUCAUGGAAGCCUACAAGAGGGCUCUCACUACUUGGGCAAGUUGGGUUGACAAAUACAUCAACUUCAACAGAACUCAGGUGGUUUUCAGAGGUUACUCACCCACUCACUACAGGGGGAGACAGUGGAAGUCCGGUGGUCAGUGUUACAAGGAAACCGAGCCGAUCUUCAAUGAAACUUUUCUUUCGAAGUACCCUCCAAAGAUGAGAGCUUUUGAGGAGGUUAUGGAGCAAAUGAAGGCACCAGUGACUUAUCUCAACAUCAGCAGGCUUACUGACUACAGGAAAGAUGGUCAUCCUUCGGUAUACAGGAAAACUUACAAUACAGUUCGAGAGCAGAUUGCUGGAGAAAAGUCCCCAGACUGCAGCCAUUGGUGCCUGCCAGGAAUACCGGACACGUGGAAUGAGCUUCUCUAUGCUUCUCUGCUUUUAAAUGGCAGAGGAUCAUGGAUGCCGUGAAUUUCAAACUCAGUUUGGAUGUGCUAUAGAAUAAUGAUGAUUCUUCUGAAUAAAAGAAAAUAAGAAGGGGAAAAAAAAAGGACCGAACACCUUUUAACCGGCACUACUCAAAUCGCUGCCGAGUUUUUUGGUCCUGACAGAAGAUAUGAAUUGCUGAAUUCAAGUAGAGAUUAAUCCACAGUACUCACUAGCUGUAGAAGUUUAAAGGGCACUCCUGUGGUGGUAUCAGUUUUUUUU
This is a messenger RNA of Asparagus officinalis (garden asparagus), 1325 nucleotides long. Its product is annotated as protein trichome birefringence-like 2. Gene Ontology annotation, molecular function: O-acetyltransferase activity. Bases 180 to 1088 code for a protein of 302 amino acids. Gene Ontology annotation, cellular component: Golgi apparatus. The transcript has 4 exons. NCBI's taxonomy places the organism in Eukaryota, Viridiplantae, Streptophyta, Magnoliopsida, Asparagales, Asparagaceae. The record is from RefSeq and is a predicted model, not a curated record.